This is a messenger RNA of Racocetra persica, 969 nucleotides long. The record is from the annotation of a GenBank genome assembly. Lineage: Eukaryota; Fungi; Glomeromycota; Glomeromycetes; Diversisporales; Gigasporaceae.
AUGAGCACACUGCAAUACUCUUCUUCACCGUCUUCACCUACAGUUAAUUCAACGCAAUCGCAGUUAUACUCUCAGUCGUUAAUGUCCCUGCAACCGCCAUCUUCACAGCCGGUAAAGAUGAGCAGUAAUACGUUCGUUCACAAGCUUUACAAGUACGGCUUUCAUAAAGUUAAUAAAUCACCUCGGGGACAUCGUACAUUGGCUGAAAAUCAAAUAUGGGAAUUUUCUCAUCCAAAGUUUUUACGCGGACGUCCUGAUUUGUUGGAUGAUAUUAAAAGAAAAGCUAUGGAAUCAGAAACUUUGCGAAGAGAAACUGGGGACUUACAUGCCCAUCUUGCCAUGAUGCAAGUUACGCAAAACGAGUUAUUGCAACAGAUUAGGCAAUUGCAAGAAAACUUUGUGGAGGUAAUGAGAGAUCUAACAGAAACAAAGAAAAGACAGAGCCUCCAACAAAUUUGGAUGAAAGGUAUGUGGGAAUUUCUGCAAAGCCAAGGAUCAACUAUUCCAUUUGAAUUGAAUCUAGAAAAUUUCGAGAUUAAACCAGAACCUGAACGUCCUCCAAUAUACAUUACUUCACCAGAAAAUCAUAAUAUAAAUUAUCUGAUCAAUAUGUCAACCCAUAAUAAUAUUUCAUCGCGUCCAUCUUCACCUUUGACAGUAAACACCAGUAUAACCAGUCAUGGAAGUUCAUCUAGUCAAGCUAGUUCACAUGGUCAAAGUCCAAAUUUGAACAUUCAACUUCCAGGGAGUCCUUUUCUGAAUAACUCUAUAUUGACUGGUCAAAUACCUCCCCUUUCUCCUAAUUCAUAUAGUGCUUAUACUGCGGCAGUAAAUACCCCUUUACCUCCUAGCCCAUCACCAGAUUCACCGAUGGGACAUCCUUCUGACGACGAUAUGGAUGGCUCGAUUUACGGUGCAAGUCCUAGCCAUAUAGAAGAUUAUGAUGAUAUGUUUACUACAUCGAUGUAG